This is a messenger RNA of Ceraceosorus bombacis, 3781 nucleotides long. The record is from the annotation of a GenBank genome assembly. NCBI's taxonomy places the organism in Eukaryota, Fungi, Basidiomycota, Exobasidiomycetes, Ceraceosorales, Ceraceosoraceae.
AUGGCACCCUCAGCAUCGGGCUAUCUGGCGGAGUAUCCACUCAUCAGAGUGGACAGGUUCACGGACAACCGUGUGCAAGUUCCAGCGCAUCUUUCAGCAGAAGCGCUGGCUGAUCUACCCGCUGGCAGCUCCCAUUUUCCCUCUCCUGCUCUCUACCUCUUGUCACACAUUGUGAGUAUGGACUUGUAGCGCUGGUCUCUCGCUUGAGCUCACUUGAGGGAGUGUGUGUCUCUACGCAGCAUACGGAUCACUUGUGCGGAUUGGAGCAACACCGCCAUAAUAGCGCUCCGAUCUACUGCAGUCCCACGACCAAAAAGCUCCUGCUGCGCUUCGAACGAACUGCGACGCGGGUGGAGAAGGAUGCGGGAAGGGGCGACAUUGUCAGACCUUAUUCCGACUUGUUCCUGACACCGGAACAGUGCCGGGUCAGGAAUCGGCGAUUUGGUGAUGAUCAUUCCAAAAAGGGAGGUGGUCAGGGCAGAGACUUACUGGUACGCAUCAAUGGCAACGUCCAGCCUGUUCAUCCAGGACGAACCUGACAUUGAUGCUCCAUUUGCCACAGCACGCCAUCGAACUUCGUACUCCAACCAUCGUGCCCUACGCAGGUAGAAUGCACGUGCGCCUGACGUUGCUGGACUCGAAUCACAUGGCUGGCUCCGUGAUGUUCCUCGUAGAGGGAGAGCGAGGCGCGGUGCUUCAUACCGGCGACUUGCGAGCUGAGCCCGUCUUCCUACACGCGCUCUCGAGAGACCACUUGAUGUUACCGUAUCUAUCGAGGAGUAAUGAGAGCAUCCAUGGCAGUGCUCCGCCUUCGCCCAUUCGAUCGGUGGCGUGCAGCUCUACCGCGGCGGCAGCAGAGUCACUCGGAUCGAGUCAGUCUCACCUGCCACCUCGCGACUUUCAAGUAAGGUACGGCCCACUCUUGAACAUUUACGUAGACGAUGAGAGGAUGUCAGCCGUACUUACUUCUCCGACGAAGAUUCAAGCUGAAGAUAUGAUGAUCUCCUACAUGCGGCAAUAUCCGUCCGAUACUAGGUUCUUCCUCGACGCUUGGUGCUGGGGGUACGAGGGCAUCAUUCACCGCGUGCACAAGGCGUUUGGCGAAAAGGUUCACGUUGACAGGUACAAAUUCGGCAUGUACAGAGCUGGUUCCGAGGUAGAUUUUCACCUGCCAUCCCGAGUGCACGUCAAGUCUCAUAUGGAUGGGGGUAGAUUCCACGCUUGCGAGAGGAUGGACAGGUGUUCUUUGGUGUCAAGAGAGGCUCAAGCUACGCAUCCUCAACCUUCUCUCGUCGUAGACAUCAAAUUCGGUGCCGGCUCAAAUUGGAUGCAGCGACGAGUCGACACCGAGAAGGCAUUACAUGCUGCUGCUAAGGGAGAUGUGCCGUGGCCAACAUGCCUCAUAGUACCAUUCGAACGGCACAGCUGCCUCUCAGAGAUCAAAAGCUUCAUCGCUCUCUUCCGGCCGCUGCAAGUGACCUCAAACACUGCUAAUCUUGAGAAUUGGUUCUUGAUGUCAAAGACUUUCACAGCUAUGCUGGCGCCAGGAGCGAGAGAGCGCAUGGAAGUGUCAACCAAAGGCAAUCUCGGUACUCAGUUGUGGGCUCUAUUUGAAGACGCUUGGACUCACGUCACAAGGCAAGGGAGCGUGAUGGCGCAGCCUGGUCGUACUUCUUGGAAGGACGAGGAGCACAUUCAGGCAGAAUGGACGCGCUUUCGAAAGACAUUCAAGCGAAAGCUUCUGCGUUAUGCAGCCUCUUCGGAAAAGUUUGACGAAAUCCAAUUCGCAAUGGAGAAGAGGAAGCACACAAUUAAGAUUGCGAACAAUGCCAAGCCUGACCACAUCAACUCAGAAGAUGAGGACGAAGCAGCUCACCAACAAGCACCAAUUCCCAGCGAAGAGGGUUAUCUGGGGGACAUUAGCGGCAUGCCAGGCAUGGCUGCCGGCGCAAUCCGAUCACCAGAAGGCUCGAUUGAGGAUCUGCUGUCCCGGGCUGGGCCCAUGCCACCCGCUCACGUCCGCAAGCGCAAAGGGCCGCCCCCAGCCAUUGAUCAGCGGUCUUGCACAGCCACAGCCACAGUUCUAGACGAAGAGCUGGCGUCCAGGUAUCUGGCCUAUGCGCAAAUGUACCUCGGCUGGAGGAUACUCAACACCGACAGGGCUAGCCAGGUCCAAGCAUGGAAGCGCGUCAGGCGGAAGAAGCCAGACCUUGCUAGCCGGGUUGAAGAAGCGCUGCACACUGAGCUGGGAGUUUUGCCACCUGUCUGGAAACUUGGUCGUACAUCAUCUUCCUCAACCGCAAGCGAUUUGAAGGCCGCUGAAUUAGUCGACAAGAGUUCGAUGGGCCCUGCAAAUCAAGGUACACCAAUACGCAACGCGACUUUGAGCGUAGGCCGAGAAGUGGUACAAGACGCGCCCGAACAGAUGGUCUGGAUCUCACCGGAGAGGACACUCAGCGGUACACGAGAUUCAAUCCAGGUUCAAACCCUGGGUGAUGCGGUGGAUCACUACCAGCCCCGUCGCGUGCCUCUAGGCGAAUUUCUGGAACGACGCAUCUCGAAGACGAAGGCCGGCAAUCAACAGACCCCCAUCAAUGACAUCAGGCCUGGGCUUGACACGAAAGCAGGCGCAUCAGUCGCCCAGGGCGAGGCCGCAGUGAUGGCACACAGAAGCGACCACCGCUUGAUACACGAUCUUUCAAGCGAGCGUUUCGUGCAGUCACACGUUUCCGAGAUAGAUACAGGAGCAAUCGGUAGGCCAGGCAUCCUACCUCCCGCUGAUGCAUUGGUCGGCUUUCCUCUCAAACAUGCGCAGUGUCAAAGUGACCCCAAAGCCCCAAAGGAGCUGACCGUCCAAAAUGGAUGGAAGGAGGGCUCAGCGCCCAGCACGAAGGCGCGCUUUAGAUUGGCUGCUAGUGGCAGGCACCACGCCCGACCCCUGGCGCAGCUCGAAGCUGCAGUGAAUGCGGCUAGUGGUUAUGCUCAACCGAUUCGGAGCUCAGUCCGCCUUGAAUGUCACGUUACGUCAGCUUAUGCGAUCGACGGCCAAACAAGCGCCUCAUCUCAGAACAAAACCACGCUGUUCACCAACAAUGCGGAGAACGGCGAAGUUGCGGUGCGGGCCAGCUACACGGACAUCCUCCGCUGCCUUGGCAAUGGCCAGGGCUGGCGGAUGACCACCGCUCAGUGCGACAUUUCGCACCUAAUUAGCAGGGACCUCUGCAAGGCGUUGUCGCUGGUGAAAACAAAGAACACUUUGUUGCCCGAUGCUACAGAAGCUUUUCGGUGCAUGCUGGUCAAUGUGACCAGGAUUGCGUCCAUCUACGGGCUUCUAGCCCGAUCGGAGAGAGCACGAAAGCUCUUGCCGCAAGUUGCCGCUCACUCCCGCGCACGUGAGCUUCACAGACUAGCUACAGGUGUCGCAAGUAUUUUGACAUGCGCGUCGCUGGACUGGCCUUGGCUUGCUGAACUUGAGCUUGCCUACAAGACUUUACAGUGGGCCAUCAAGACCCAAGUCCUCGACACACGCAAAAAGCGCGACGUCGGCGGAGUGCCGCCCAGCAUUAGUCUGCGCCGUGCUUGCGGCGCCUCUCUUGACCCCAGCACGACGACCAGCAGCAACGUACCGACCCUGCUCACCUUGAGCGGAGGCAAGCGCAGCGUCAGAUUCGAAGAUCUCCGCAUUGCAGCAGAUUCGCUCGGAUCGAGCAUGCCAACGCGCAAGAAGAGGAGGCUAGAUCAGCCCCUCUGCAGCACACCGCUAGCGAAAGCGGCUCGUUAG